UAAUAUAUAAAGUAUGUAAUGUAGAGACGCAGAGUGAUAGAGAAAGGAAAAAUGUGGAAGCUUAAGAUAUCGGAAGGAGGGAAUGAUGGUUAUAUUUACAGUAUCAACAAUUUUCUCGGAAGGCAAACAUGGGAAUUUGAUCCUCAUGCUGGUACUCCUCAGGAGCUGCAUGAAGUUGAAGAAGCUCGACGGUAUUUCUGGGAAAAUCGUUUUCAAGUCAAGCCUUGCUCUGACCUUCUUUUGCAAUUUCAGUUCUUACGAGAGAAAAACUUCAAGGAAACAAUUUCAAAAGUCAAGAUUGAAGAUGAUGAAAACAUUACAAGAGAAGCUGCCACAGCUGCUUUGAGGAGGAGCGCUCAUUUUAUGUCUGCCUUGCAGGCGAGCGAUGGUCAUUGGUGUGCAGAAUUUAGUGGUGCAAUGUUUUUCACACCUCCUAUGGUCUUUUGCCUCUAUAUUACAGGACAUCUCAGUUCUAUAUUUCCUGCAGAAUACCGUAAAGAGAUCCUACGUUAUGUUUACUGCCAUCAGAAUGAAGAUGGUGGAUGGGGACUUCAUAUAGAAGGUCAUAGCACUAUGUUCUGUACGGUUCUCAACUAUAUAUGCAUGCGAAUACUCGGGGAAGGAGCUGAUGGCGGAAAAGAGAAUGCUUGCGAAAGAGGUAGAAAAUGGAUUCUUGAUCAUGGUGGUGCAACUGCCAUAAGCUCUUGGGGAAAGAUAUGGCUAUCAAUUCUUGGAGUGUACGAAUGGGAAGGGAGCAAUCCUGUGCCACCUGAGUUUUGGCUCCUUCCACCAAAAUUUCCAGCACAUCCAGCAAAUAUGAAUUGCAUCUCUCGACAAAUUUUCGCAUCUAUGUCGUAUUUAUAUGGAAAGAGAUUUGUUGGUCCAAGCACACCAUUGAUUUUACAACUAAGAGAAGAAAUUUAUAACGAACCUUAUAACACGAUUAAUUGGAAAAGGGCACGUCAUCUAUGCGCGAAGGAGGAUAAUCAAUAUCCCAAGAGUUUUACACAAAAGUUAAUGUCGGAUGUUCUUUACACAUUUACGGAGUCUUUUUCGAGUCGCUGGCCCUUCAAUAAAUUACGGGAGAAGUCUGUUAAAAUAGCAAUGGAUCAUAUUCAUUAUGGAAAUGAAAGUACUCGAUACAUUAAUAAUGGAUGCAUAAUAAAGGCACUUAACAUGCUUGCUUGCUGGGUUGAAGAUCCCAAUGGAGAAACUUUUAAGAAACAUCUUGCAAGGGUUCCAGAUUAUAUUUGGAUUGCAGAAGAUGGAAUGAAAAUAAAGUUCAUGGGUUCUCAAUUAUGGGAUACCAGUUUUGUUCUCCAAGCUCUGCUUGCUAGUAAUCUUGGUAGUGAAAUGGGACCUACAAUUCAAAAGGCAUACAAUUUUAUAAAGGAUACUCAGAUCUCUGAAAAACCACUAGGCGACUACAAAAACAUGUUUUGUCAUGUAUAUAAAGGUGCAUGGCCUUUUUCAGAUAUUGAUAAUAAUGUGCAAGUUUCUGAUAAUUCUGCGGAAUGUAUGAAGUGUUGUCUACUUUUCUCAAUGAUGUCCUCUAAAAUCAUUGGUGAGAAAAUAGAACUGCCCGACUUGUUCGAUUGUGUUGAUGUCAUACUUUCUCUUCAGAGCAAGAAUGGCGGCAUGCCGGCCUUUGAACCGGCAAGAGGAGCGCCAUGGCUUGAGUGGUUCAGCCAUGUGGAAUUCUUUGAAAAGAUUGUAGUUGAGCAUGAGUAUGUAGAAUGCACUUCUUCAACACUUCAAGCAUUAGUUCUAUUUCAAAAGUUAUACCCUACACACAAGAAGGAGGAGAUUGAUCAUUUCAUUAAAAAUUCUAUAAGGUUCAUUGAAGGCACACAAAGGACUGAUGGUUCAUGGUAUGGAAAUUUUGGAGUAUGCUUCACGUAUGGCACCUUCUUUGCACUUAAAGGGUUAGCCGCUGCUGGCAAGACAUAUAAAACUUGUUCGGCUAUUCGCAAGGGUGUCGAUUUUCUUCUUAAAUCACAAGAAAGCGAUGGCGGAUGGGGAGAGAGUCACCUUUCAUGCCCCGAAAAGAUGCAUGUUCCCCUCAAAGAUAAUCGAUCAAACCUAGUACAGACAGCAUUAGCUAUGAUGGGCUUGAUUUAUGGUGGACAGGUCGAACGAGAUCCUACACCCCUACAUCGUGCCGCAAAGCUGUUGAUAAAUUCUCAAACUGAAUUGGGUGGUUUUCCCCAACAGGAAAUAACUGGAGCAGUCAUGAGCAGUAGUUUGUUUCACUAUGGCUUGUAUCGACAUUAUUUUCCAUUCUGGGCCUUAGCAGAAUACUGUCAUCAUGUUCCUUUGCCUACUAAAAUUAUUUAAGAAUGUCAAAUUUACAUAUUUCUCUUUUUAAUAAAAUCAUGAGCAUGGAAAAAUGUUCGAACCAUACAAGUGAAACCGUACAAUUGUAUUUUUCACUUAAUU
Molecule: messenger RNA, 2439 nt
Organism: Mercurialis annua (annual mercury)
Lineage: Eukaryota; Viridiplantae; Streptophyta; Magnoliopsida; Malpighiales; Euphorbiaceae
Product: lupeol synthase-like
Exons: 17
Coding region: 52-2337 (761 amino acids)
Biological process (GO): triterpenoid biosynthetic process
Cellular component (GO): lipid droplet
Molecular function (GO): beta-amyrin synthase activity
Source: RefSeq, a predicted model, not a curated record